AUGGAAAUCUUGGAGAAGUUAUGUGUACCUAAGAGUGAAGGUGGUAUGGGAUUUAAGAGAUUGAGGGUGUUCAAUCUAGCUCUACUUGGGAAACAGGCGUGGAGGUUCCUUGUUCAUCCUAAUGUUUUAGUGUCCCAAAUUUUCAAAGCUAAAUAUUACCCAAACUUUUCCUUUUCAAAAGCUUCUUUCGGGUCAAAUCCAAGUCUUAUUUGGAGAGGGAUUCAUGAAACACAAAAUCUGAUUUGUUCUGGUUUAAAGUAUACAGUGGGAAAUGGUGAAUCAAUAUCCAUUUGGAGAGACUUCUGGAUUUUUGAUGAGUUAUUUGGGGAAGAAAUUCGGCGGCAUAUAUUACGUAUUUCGAUAAGCAACAAAACUGUCUCAGAUAGGUUAGCUUGGUUGUUUGAGGAUCGAAGUAUCUACACAGUUAAGAGCUACUAUAAAAGACUCAGUAAUGUUGCUGAAGUUGGCCAUAAUAUUUUAUGGAAGCACUUGGUUAACCUUGCUGCUCGCCGGGUCACUUUGGACAGCCGUUGUCGUAUUUGCCAUCUGAAUGAGGAAACCUUGAUGCAUACUUUGAUUGACUAUGGUAUUGCGAAUGAUUGUUGGUCGGUGGCAAAUUUGGGUAUGAUGCUGAGAGGUUUUUCAUCUUUCAAAGAAGUUCUGUUGCACUUCUUUGAGAAUGAUUCUACUGAUAAUUGUAACUAUAUGGCUAUGAUAUGUUGGCAACUUUGGAAAAACCGCAAUUCGAUAGUAUGGAAGAACUUUGGAAUGACAACACGCUCCAUUGUCAAUCUGGCUGGACGCAAACUUUAUGAAUGGUCCUCAUCUCGUGUCAACUUAACUGUCAAGCUCCUCAAGCAGCAGAAGGAAUGGGGGAAGCAAGCUGGACAAAACCCUUCUCUGGAAAGCUAA
Mercurialis annua (annual mercury) is the source of this 912-nucleotide messenger RNA. RefSeq lists its product as uncharacterized. The transcript has 3 exons. The record is from RefSeq and is a predicted model, not a curated record. The coding region runs from base 1 to 912 and encodes 303 amino acids. Lineage: Eukaryota; Viridiplantae; Streptophyta; Magnoliopsida; Malpighiales; Euphorbiaceae.